GAAUGUCUCCAAAAAUCUCAUGUGUCUGUAGAAAGGGGACAAGAUUACAAUGAAGACUAUUGAUGUUGGGUUGUUUUUGCAUUUUUGCUUUUCCUUUAUUUUCCUUUACUGAAGUUUAAAAUUCCCCUACUGUUAGGUUACUUCCAGUUGGAAGGUUGCACAAUAAAUCUGCCUUUACUUUUUUUUAAACUGUUUUCUAUGGAAGGAAAAUAAUGGGGGAAAAGCUGGAAACAUAUAGGUAGGUUUCAAGUGCAAUUCUAAAAAAAAUAUGAACCUGAUGGUGACCUGUGAUACCAGAUAAAAAUAUUGUCUGAAAACAAAUUGUUUAUUACUACAAUACUUCUUUCACUGGGUUAGUUGGAAGAGAGGAAAGGAGGGAGGGAGGGAGGGAGAGAGGGAGGAAGGAAGGAGGUCAACAAUAUUCUAUUAUUCAUUUCAUAUGACUAAAUUGGACAUCAUGUUAUCUUUAUAACAUAAUUAGAAUCAAAAUCUAUUAAUGAACAAUAAAAAUCAUGGUUUAGUUGGUGACUACCAAUCAACUUUUAACUUUUCAGGAAAAUGGCACCAAGGUGUGAACUGUGAAUCCCGUAAUGAUCACUGCCACCAUCCUUUAAAACAUGGCUUUGAUUAUUUCUAUGGUAUACCAUUGACCCUACUAAAUGAAUGCCAGGCUAACAAGGAUCCGGAGGUGGAUGUACAGCUGCAAGCUACCUAUUGGUUUUGCACACAGAUGGUUGCCCUCUUAGUGUUUACUCUUCUUCUGAUAAAGAUGGCUACUUUGUUCCCUGUGAAAUUGAAAACAAUUGCUUUCAUAACUUUUUGUGGCAUAUUAUUUUUUAUUUCCUGGUUUGCCAAUUAUGGAUUUGUAAGAUACUGGAACUGUUUGUUGAUGAGAGAUCACACAGUUAUUGAACAACCAAUAAACCUAGAAAACGCUGCCUCCAGGAUAGUGAAAGAAUCUGUUGCGUUUAUUGAACGAAACAAAAAAAGACCAUUCCUGCUCUUUGUUUCCUUCCUCCAUGUCCACACGCCCUGCUUCACCACAAAGAUAUUUCAUGGGAAAAGCCAGCAUGGUUUAUAUGGAGACAAUGUAGAAGAGAUGGACUGGAUGGUAGGAAGAAUUCUUGCUGCUGUUGACAGAGCGGGAUUAAGGAAUAACACUUUUACUUAUUUUACUUCUGAUCAUGGAGGAUAUUUGGAAUUUAGAGAUGGGAAUAUCCAGGUUGGUGGUUGGAAUGGUAGACUUAAAGGUGGAAAGGGCAUGGGAGGUUGGGAAGGAGGAAUCCGUGUGCCUGGAAUAGUUAGAUGGCCAGGAAAGGUUGCUCCUAAUACUGUUCUUGAUGAACCCACAAGCCUGAUGGAUAUUUACCCCACUGUGGCUCAUUUGGCUGGGGCAUCAGUGCCACAAGACAGGAUAAUCGAUGGGAAGAACCUAAUACCUUUACUGUGGAAAGAUCAACACUCAGAGCAUGAAUUCAUGUUUCACUACUGUGGGUCACAUUUACAUGCGGUGCGUUGGUAUCAGAAAGAGAGUGGUGCACUUUGGAAAGUCCAUUAUGUAACCCCAAACUUUGAACCUCAGGGGGCCGGAGCCUGUUAUGGAAUUAAAAUGUGCCAAUGUUUCGGUGAUGAAGUAACCCAUCAUAACCCUCCUUUGCUUUUUGAUCUUUCACGUGAUCUUUCAGAGACCAACCCCUUGUCCCCAGCUUCUGAACCACUGUUUAAUACGGUCAUAAGUCAAAUGGCAACAGUAGUGGCCAAACAUCGUAAUACUCUCACACCUGUUCCCCAACAACUUGAUGUGUACAAUAUUGUUUGGAAGCCUUGGUUGCAGCCAUGUUGUGGGACAUUCCCUUUUUGUUGGUGUAACGAGGAAAGCAAUAAUGACACCACAAUUAAAUAGAUUUUAAGUGAA
Thamnophis elegans (Western terrestrial garter snake) is the source of this 1915-nucleotide messenger RNA. RefSeq names its product arylsulfatase D-like. Gene Ontology annotation, molecular function: arylsulfatase activity. The transcript has 6 exons. Bases 497 to 1903 code for a protein of 468 amino acids. Lineage: Eukaryota; Metazoa; Chordata; Lepidosauria; Squamata; Natricidae. The record is from RefSeq and is a predicted model, not a curated record.